This is a messenger RNA of Babjeviella inositovora NRRL Y-12698, 473 nucleotides long. RefSeq lists its product as uncharacterized. Bases 155 to 403 code for a protein of 82 amino acids. The transcript has a single exon. Lineage: Eukaryota; Fungi; Ascomycota; Pichiomycetes; Serinales. The record is from RefSeq and is a predicted model, not a curated record.
UGCCCGGCGUGGCCUCAAACAUAAAGCUCAUGCUUACACGGAUCCAAGCUCGCCGGGUAGGUUUGUAGCCUCUUUAACGUAAGGGGAAAUUCAUGCACUGACAAAACCCAAUUGGCGUCUUGAAAAGGCAAUUUGAUGACAACAUGGGUGAAAUAUGAAAUUUUCUAUCCAAGCUUCGUCUGCAAAUUUGCCUAAUUGGGACUUGAAAGGAGCUUUAGACGUAGCAGGUUCGCACAAGGGGGUUUUUCCCCCGCUAUUUUCCGCUUUUCGGAAUAGACCUUGGGAGAAAAACGCAGAUAAUCCCUAUGGAUUCAUUUACAUCUCGCUGUUUCAGCUCUGUCAGUGUAAAGAGGCAAAAGCGGUGCACAGACACCUGUGCCAGGAACACACGCAUCUCACCUAACAUUCGACCACCGACAACUAUCUGGGAUGUAUAACCGGUUUCAGGGCAGUUAAAUUCGGCUAUAUGGGCA